Molecule: messenger RNA, 1434 nt
Organism: Aspergillus campestris IBT 28561
Lineage: Eukaryota; Fungi; Ascomycota; Eurotiomycetes; Eurotiales; Aspergillaceae
Exons: 2
Coding region: 463-1434 (323 amino acids)
Source: RefSeq, a predicted model, not a curated record
GUGAUAAGCAGUCAACAGCCCAUAUGUACUUACUUACUUCUUUCUAAUGAACAUGGCUUUCUCUCCUAUCUCUUACUACCUAGUUAUAACAACAUCUCCCCCCCAUCGCCCCAGCGAUAAGACACCCUUAUCCAACCUAACCUAACCUGAUACCAUCAAUACAAGCACCACAACUAUGGGACCACUUCAAAGAGCUCGCAGCCUGCCGCCGAGGUAUGUCACGAUGUUCCACGAACCCUCACUGACCGACUCACUCUCACUCACUCACUCACUCACACUUCCACCAGGUUCCCUCCUCCAUGGAAGUUCCCAGACUCACCACCUCCCACUUCUUCCCUAGCGACCAACCACCCAGCAAGAACCUCACCUGCCACCACCAUCCCAACCGAGUCUCUUUCACCAAAAUCCAAACGCAAGUCCAAACCACAAUCAAAAUCCAAGACCAAGCCCAUAGAAUCCACCAUGCCCAAGCGUACCCUCGCCGAUCGCUCCCCUCAGCAGGAGGCUGCGUCCGUCAACGCCGACAAUGUCAACACCACAGCCAGCGCUAGUCCCGUCCCCGUCCCCAAGGGCAAGAAGGCUAGAGCCAAGGCCAAAAAGCAAGACAAGGCCAAAGCAGAAGAAACCAAAGCCAACACCGUGAUGGGACCACCGGAGCCCAAGCGCCAGGACGUCAAAAAAGAGUGUCCCAAGCUGGCGCUGGCGCGGCUCUGGGCUAAGAAGGCGGCGGAUCUCGAGAAGCCGAUGAACGAGCUCCAGUAUUCCAUAAAUCCGAUUCCGUUUAAGAUUGGAGAGGAUGGUAAAAUACACCCCGCCGAGCCUCAGACUAUCCCCCGGUACGAAGGAUCAGUGCACAGCAUGCCCGCUCUGACCAAAGAUGCUAUCGCGGACAUCCUCAGAAAGACCAAGCCCGACUGUCCCAAGGCGCAGGCGUGGAUCAAGGCGCAGGAGGGCAGCAAGCUGGCGCGGGAGCGCAUGCAGGCGACUAUGGGCGACAGAGAGGAUCUUCGCAAGAAGGUGGUGCAGAAGAUUCGUGACCAGGCCCGUCUGGCGGCUGUGCAUUCUGGGGCGCCGAAGCAUGAGAUUAAGAAUUUCUUGGCGGGGAUUCCUGAUCGUAGGGAGGAGGUUACGGGACAGGAUGAGAACGUUCAUCAGGGACAGGGCGAGGGAGGUCCUCAGGGACAAGACGAGAAUGGACUUCAGGAACAAGGUGGGGAAGAUCCUAAAGGCCAUGAAAACGCGAUGGAAGUCGACAUGGAGGACGAUGAUGAGCAGAAGAAUGCGUCCUAUGAUAGUGACGACGACCACAGAAAGAAGAGAGGCGGUAAGAAAGAGAGAACCCUUGAGGAGCGUCAGUUGCAGAGAGUCAUUGACGCUCAUGAAAAAUUCCUUGUGAAGAUGAACGAGAUCACUUCGGGACUGAGGAACAUCUAA